AUGCCGCAAGCCGUGAUCACAUCAGAGCCCGUAGAGGCGCCCGAUAAAGAAGCCGAGAUCAAGCGCAAUCCUCACGAAGACUUUGCCGCCGUGGAGGCCAGUAGGCCACCGUACAACCCGGCUCUGAAAUGGGAAAUGUCAAAGACGCCGAGACCAGACUGGAAAGUCGGCGAUGGCGCAACCACUGAGCACUGCAAGGACCGCAAGUUCCUGACCAUCGAUCCACAAGAAGAUGGCCGCUCCGUCGUACUCAACUAUAAGCUCAUGAUCUCAUGCACGGUACCGAGGCCGAUCGCAUUGGUGAGCACUGUCACCGAGGACGGACAGACGAAGAAUCUGGCGCCAUUCUCGUACUUUCAGUGUGUUACAACUGAUCCUCCGACGUAUUCGCUCUCAUGCUCAGGUAGAGAAGCAAACGAUACUCUCACCAAUAUUAUGGCGACCAAGGAAUGCUGCAUUAGUAUGACUAGCGAUUGGCUGAUUGAGGCUGCCAACUUUACGUCUGUGAAUACGCCACGUCAUAUAUCUGAGUGGGAGUUGUCAGGAUUGACCCCAGUACCGGGAGACAUUGUAACGGCGCCGUAUAUUGCAGAAUCGCCCUUUUCUGUGGAGUGCAGACUGCUCCAUCAUCAGGAUCUCUUCAGUGUCAAGGACUCGAGCGUGCGGACGGCUACCCUGAUGAUUCUCCAGGCGGUGCGCUUUCACAUAUGGGAGGACGUGCUCAACGACGACCGGGCGACGGCAGAUAUGGCCAAGCUUCGCCCCGUCUUCCGCGCUGGCGGCAUCACCUACGGAACCUGCUUCAAUGGUUUUGAGAUACCGCGACCGGAAGCAUUCAGACACGUCAGAAAGGAUCCAGAGGUGGAGGCGAUUGUGCAGAAGGCUCAGGCGGCGAAAAAGUCGUCGACCAUGUAA
This is a messenger RNA of Pestalotiopsis fici W106-1, 915 nucleotides long. RefSeq lists its product as uncharacterized. The transcript has 3 exons. NCBI's taxonomy places the organism in Eukaryota, Fungi, Ascomycota, Sordariomycetes, Amphisphaeriales, Sporocadaceae. Bases 1 to 915 code for a protein of 304 amino acids. Gene Ontology annotation, molecular function: FMN binding. The record is from RefSeq and is a predicted model, not a curated record.